This is a messenger RNA of Tigriopus californicus, 1362 nucleotides long. RefSeq names its product carboxypeptidase B-like. Bases 53 to 1342 code for a protein of 429 amino acids. Gene Ontology annotation, molecular function: metallocarboxypeptidase activity; zinc ion binding. Gene Ontology annotation, biological process: proteolysis. The transcript is spliced from 3 exons. NCBI's taxonomy places the organism in Eukaryota, Metazoa, Arthropoda, Copepoda, Harpacticoida, Harpacticidae. The record is from RefSeq and is a predicted model, not a curated record.
CUAUAAUUUACUUGGUCAUGCUAUUAAGCAAAACAGUCGCUCUCACUUGACCAUGGGCGUGACAAUGAAAGCAUUGCUCCUCAUUGGAGCUUGUCUUGUAUCCUUGGUGGUGGGUGAAGAGGAGAAGGCCUACCAUGGCUUUCAAGUACUUCGAGUCACUGUGGAUAAUACGGAACACCUGAGAAUCGUCCGAAGUCUAGAGCAAACCAAUCAGUAUGACUUUUGGUCCGAGGCCAGGAUUGGCUUCACUGACAUCAUGGCUGCCCCAACGAAGGUCAUUCACCUUCAACAUGAGUUGGAGCACUUUGGCUUGGAAUACUCAGUCAUGGUGGAGGAUGUGCAACAUCUUAUCCAGACUGAGCAGAUCUAUUCCGAGGCUCAUCUUGAAGCCAAGAAAAACUUCAGAUUGGCCUAUGAUAUGGAUUGGGAGGACUAUCAUUCCCUUGCGACCAUUUAUGAGUACUUGGACUAUCUGGAAGAGAAUUUCGAUGACGUGUCCACUGAGGUGAUUGGACAGUCCUAUGAGAAGCGCGACACUCGCAUUAUCAGUAUCUGUCGAGGUGGUUGUGGCAACAAACCCGCCAUGUGGAUUGACGGUGGUAUCCACGCCCGUGAAUGGAUCUCCCCCGCAACUGUCACCUACCUCAUCAAGCAGCUCACGGAAGAUAUGACAGCCGAAAACGAGGACCUCCUGGAGAACUUGGAUUGGUACAUUCUUCCCGUGGCCAACCCCGAUGGUUACGAGUUCACUCGUGCGUCUGAUCGACUCUGGAGAAAGACCAGGUCAGAGUACAGCGGCAACUUGUGCAAGGGAACCGACCCCAACCGAAACUUUGGCUUCCAUUGGAACGAGGGUGGCUCCAGUGACAGCAGUUGCUCUGAGGCCUACCAUGGGCCCGAGGCCUUUUCCGAGAUUGAGACGGCCAACAUCCGUGACUUCCUUCUGGCUCACAAAGAUAAUGUGAAGUUCUACAACAACGUCCAUUCGUACGGACAGAUGGUACUUCUUCCCUAUGGAUUCGCUGAGAACUCCAAACCCGAUGUUUACGAUGAUCUGCUCUCUCUUGGCAACCAGAUGGCGGAUACCAUUGCUAGUGUGCAUGGAACUCAAUUCGACGUGGACCUCAUUCCCAACCUAGUGGGAGUGGCAUCCGGUGGCACUGUUGAUUGGACUCUAGGCGUGGCUGGAAUCAAGUACAGCUACGGCACUGAAUUGCGUGACACUGGUUCCUACGGUUUCCUUUUGCCAGCUAGCCAAAUUAUCGCCACGGGCGAAGAGAAUUGGGCCAUGUGGCAAUUCGUGGGCCGAUCAAUCGUCUCUGAGUUUGGAAAGAAACAUUAAACUAAAAGCUUUUCAAUGUC